Emericellopsis atlantica is the source of this 1347-nucleotide messenger RNA. RefSeq names its product exo-rhamnogalacturonase B. The record is from RefSeq and is a predicted model, not a curated record. Gene Ontology annotation, biological process: carbohydrate metabolic process. The transcript has a single exon. Gene Ontology annotation, molecular function: polygalacturonase activity. NCBI's taxonomy places the organism in Eukaryota, Fungi, Ascomycota, Sordariomycetes, Hypocreales, Bionectriaceae. The coding region runs from base 1 to 1347 and encodes 448 amino acids.
AUGUUGUCUCUCUUCUUCGUCCUGCCCCUGGCGGCAGCGUCAAUCGUCAACUCCCAGCUCUCCUUGCUCCCACACCACCCGCACCCUCCAGAGGACAUCCCCCCUCUGUCUCACUGGGAAGACCUCGCCGCCUCGCAGAACCGCACACUCUGCCACAUCCUACCCGGCCAGGACGGCGACGACGACGACGCAAAGACCAUCGCCUCCGCUCUCAACCAUGACUGCCGCACCAACGCCCUCGUCGUGCUCCCCGGCGCCCAGUACACCAUGGCCUCCAACAUCACCACCACGUCCAUGGACAACGUCCACAUUGAGCUCUAUGGCCGCCUCCUCUGGACCACCGACAUUGACUACUGGCUCUCCGUCUCCAUGCCCGUCGGCUUCCAGAACCAGAGCACCGUCUGGUACUUUGGCGGCCGCCACGUCCGCCUCGACGGCCACGGCACCGGCGAACUCAACGGCAACGGCCAGGUCUGGUACGACUGGGCCAAGGGACGCGGCAACCUCCCCCACCGGCCCAUGAUGAUCAACUGGCGCCACCUCCAUGCCUCCGUCAUCACCAACCUCCGCUUCGUCCAGGCCCAGAUGUGGACCAUGGCCACCACCUGGUCCCACGACCUCCUCUUCGACACCAUCUACGUCAACAACACCAGCAACAGCUCCCACUCCACGCUCAACACCGACGGCAUCGACACCAUCUACUCCGACAACAUCACCCUGCGCCGCUGGGACGUCACCUGCGGCGACGACAACGUCGCCCUCAAGGGCAACUCGAGCAACGUCUUCCUCUACGACAGCGUCUUCCACGGCGGCCAGGUCAUCGCCAUUGGCAGUCUGGGCCAGUACAAUGACGCGUGGGAGUACGUCCACACCUUCCACGCGCGCAACGUCACCAUGCGCGACACCCGCUACGCCGUCUACCUCAAGACCUGGGCCGGCCACCAAAACGGCUACCCGCCCAACGGCGGCGGCGGCGGACGAGGCCACGGCCAGGACAUUGUGCUCGAGGAUGUCGUCCUGCACGGCGCCCGCACGGCACCCUUUUGGAUCUGGCAGUGUGAGAACUACGAGGGGGACAUGGGCAAGGACUGCGACUCGAGCGAGUUCUCCUUUUCGGACCUGCGCUUCUCCAACGUCAGCGGGACCACGGCGGACGGCGUCACGCUCGCUGCUUCGUUGCGCUGCGCGGCUGGUGGUGGAGGAUGCACAAACAUUAUCGUCGAGGACUUUUCGGUCGUCACGGCUAAUACGAAGAAACCCUUGACGGAGUGGUACUGCGCCAACGUCCACAAUCCGUCAGGGUUUGAGUGUGAGCCGUUCCCUGAGGAUAAGGGCGACGACGAAUGA